AUGGAUAGCGAUGUUAUUACACGUACAAGGAGGUUCCUUCAACAGGAUGUUGUUCUUUCUUUCCUUUCUGGAGGCAUAGCUGGUGCGUUUUCCCGAACAUGUGUCUCGCCAAUGGAAAGGGUGAAAGUUUUGUAUCAGGUCCAAGGAGUUGAUACUAAAUCGUAUAAAGGGGGAGUAUUGAAAAGUAUACUUCAAAUAUGGAAAGAAGAAGGGUAUAGAGGGCUUUUCAGGGGAAAUGGAAUAAAUUGUUUGAGAAUUUUUCCUUACUCAUCUGUUCAGUAUGCCACCUAUCAGGAGAUCAAACCAUACUUAUUAGAGCCAGGUCAGCCAGAAUUGACCACUGGAGCCAAAUUUUUCGCAGGAAACAUUGCAGGACUGGCAUCCGUUACGGCGACUUAUCCCCUGGAUUUAGUCAAGACCCGACUCUCCAUACAAACGGCUUCCUUGGGAAACCUGAAAUCUAAGCUCCACGGACGAACGAAACGGCCACCAGGAAUGUACCAGUCUAUCAAGCACAUUUACUUAAAUGAAGGUGGAGUAAGAUCGCUAUACAGAGGAUUUGUGCCCACAUCUAUUGGUGUUGCUCCGUAUGUCGCUCUCAACUUUACAAUCUACGAAGGAUUAAAAGAGUUGUUACCAGGGUCAUACCAAGUACAUCAUCCUGUAGUUAAACUCACGCUAGGAGCUCUCUCCGGAGGAAUCGCUCAAACAAUAACAUACCCUUUUGAUUUACUUCGACGUCGAUUCCAAGUGCUCACUUUAGGUACAGGCGAAAUGGGAUUCCAGUACAAUUCCACUGGACAUGCCCUCAAGACUAUUGUUGCCCAAGAGGGGUACAAAGGAUUAUACAAAGGAUGGGUCGCCAAUAUGUGGAAAAUUAUGCCAUCAAUGGCUGUUCAGUGGGCUACUUAUGAUCUGAUCAAGGAGUUCAUCACUGGGCUAUAA
This is a messenger RNA of Komagataella phaffii GS115, 945 nucleotides long. Its product is annotated as Putative transporter, member of the mitochondrial carrier family. The transcript has a single exon. Gene Ontology annotation, biological process: transmembrane transport. NCBI's taxonomy places the organism in Eukaryota, Fungi, Ascomycota, Pichiomycetes, Pichiales, Pichiaceae. The record is from RefSeq and is a predicted model, not a curated record. Bases 1 to 945 code for a protein of 314 amino acids.